GCCACCAGUUGCGGGCUUCGCGGCCGCGAAAACGGUUGAGAGGAUACUUUAGCGAGGAUCAAAUUGGAAGAGACGACUUACAUAGUUGAAAAAAGAAACAUCUUGAGAGUAAAUUAAAGUUUCGAUCACACUUCGGUAUUCGAUAAUGCGUCAAUUUGACGUUGACUGUUCAAGAUGCUAUUCGUGAUUGAUCUAUGCUGCACAAAAGUUUGAUUCCGCGAAGAUUUCUCGCUGAUGUGAGCCGCGAUAAUAAUCACCGGCUUUCUUUCUCAUAAGCGAGACGGAGGAACAAACGUAAGGACGAGCAAACAUAUUAAUAUGACACCUUUAAAUGGGACUAUGUACUUGGUGGCGACGGUCGUGGAAGUUCACGCGUUUAAAAUUUAAUUGGAUCCGGGCACGGGCAAAUAUUUACACGCACGUAUUGGAUUCGCCUGCGAUCUGCUCUGGGAAACCAAUGUACGCUGGGACGGAACGAUCGUCGGUUAGCGCGAGAUCGCGUCGCGCUGUUGAACAGUAAAUCCUGAAGAUCCGAAUUUGCGGUAAGGAAAGAAAACGCGCGCCCGAUGCGGAUGAGUAUGUUGCGAAGAAGGUGAAGUGCAUGAGAGGUGACGUCGCGCCGAUGAUACUCGACUCGGAGGAGGAAGCCAAUUUGGAUCGAGGCCAAGCCUGAGGGAAUCUCGCCGCGGACAUGGAGGAGGAAGAGAGCCUCGGCGAUGGUGCAGGCGAUGAUGCUGGCGUUAAAGAACUUCAGGAACUUCGCGACAAAUAUGAAGGGAAGUUGACUGCAUCUCUCUAUACGGGAACGUUCUGCGUCGCCGCCGUUGCCUCGUUAAUUGCUCUGGGUGCUCUAUGCUCAUCGUUCACCUCAUCGGUCACCGACCAUCUUGGCAUAUCUUUGAUACCCGAUCUUAUACAUGCGUCGACACUGACGACCAUGCUUAUCGCCUCUUUAAUAUUGCUGCUGGUGACACAGUUGCCCUCGGUUAUGAGCUCCAGGCGGUCCAGGAUUCUGAUAGGUGCAGCAUCCUCCGUCGUAUUCGGUCUAGGAAUUCUAAUAUUAAAAAGCGUCCUGCCUCUAUUCGUGUGCGUCCUAUCGAUAAUCGCCAUUCUGCCGAAGAUGAGGUUUGAAGCGCCGUUCGUCAUCGCUUGCACUCUGGUGCUCGUGCACAUUUCCAGGAGAUACGUCUUCGACAAUCUUCUGGACUACUACGAUGUUAUUCAGAUCGUCGUAGAGAUCGUAUUCCUGUUGGCUGCGGUCCUCGCCGGCUUGUAUUACAGACUCCUGACGGCGUCAGCUCUCCGUAAAACUUUCUCCGGGACGAAGACUGUUAUCGAGUCUCGAAUCAAGCUGGAGUGCGAGAGAGAGCAACAGGAACAAUUAUUGCUGAGCGUUAUCCCCGCCUACAUUGCCGCGGAGGUAAAGAGGAGCAUAAUGCUGAAGAUGGCGGAUGCUUGUCAAGAAGCUAAUAAACACAAGCAAACCACGUUUCAGGAGAUGUAUGUGCAGCGGCAUAAUAAUGUCAGUAUUCUCUACGCGGAUAUCGUCAACUUUACGCCACUAUCGGAGCAGCUGUCAGCUUCCGAUCUUGUGAAGACCCUCAACGAGCUCUUUGGCAGGUUCGAUCAAAUAGCACAGGACAAUCAGUGCAUGAGAAUUAAAAUCCUGGGUGAUUGUUACUACUGCGUCUCCGGGCUUCCAGUCUCUCGUCCGAAUCACGCCUACAACUGUGUGAACAUGGGGCUGCAAAUGAUCGACGCCAUCAGGUUCGUCCGCGAGGCCACCGGCUUCAACGUCGACAUGAGGAUAGGAAUUCACACGGGUAACGUGCUGUGCGGUGUCCUCGGUCUGCGGAAAUGGCAAUUCGACGUGUGGAGCGACGACGUGACUCUGGCCAAUCACAUGGAGAGCGGCGGUCUACCAGGGAGAGUUCACAUAACGAAAGCUACUUUGCUGCAACUGGGCGAUCGGUUUGAAGUCGAGCCAGGCGAUGGAGGAUCUCGAGAAAGUUAUCUCGCUCAGCACAAAGUGGAGACCUUCCUUAUAAUGCCACCCAAGAAAAGCAGGGAGGAAAGUGAAAUGGAGAACGGCGGAAACCGUAUACACGGACCUGGACCGGUACCCUCCAGAUCGAGGCCCAGCAGCAAGAUGACCAAGUACGUGGAGUGUUGGGGCGCGGACAAGCCUUUCGCCAAUAUCGCGGAGGCAACGCUGGCGAAGAAUAUCGGCCUAACGAGCAUCGCGAUGAUCGAGUCGAAUCUAUUGUCGAACAACGCCAGCUGCUUCGACACGCAGCAUUGGUGCGGCGGCAAUGAGGGGAUAUCGCCUUUCACUUAUUGGUUCAAGGACAAGAAUCAGGAGCAACAGUAUCGAGAGCAGAGGGAUGAGCAGUACUCUUGGUACGUCAUCGCCUCCAACGUGGUCUACACACUGAUGUUCUGCAUUCAGCUUAUUUAUCUGCCGAGAAGCAUCGUGGUUUACGGUUGCUUCGCAGCUGGUCUGGCAUCGCUGAUCAUAUUCGCCGUGAUCUCAUGGUUCAAUGGAAAAGUCGAUAGCAGCGGUUCUGAAGAGUCAACAAAUCAGAUUGCACUUAGCCGCGGUAUCAGGAUAACGGUGUAUUUAAUAACCGCUCUGCUGGCCGUUGCAUCAUCGGUCAUUAGUCUGAUCGAUGUUGAUCAGACUGUCGGAUACAUCGUACCACUGUACGUGUAUUCGACGGUGAUGGCAUUAGUGGUCGGCUGGACGCAUUUGAGGGUCGAUUUCUUGCUAAAGCUGAGCGUAAUGUUCCUAUCCGUAGUCGUAAUACUCGCGGUCUUCUCACAAGCACCGGUCAUUCAGCUUUAUUACGAGAAUCCUGGCUCCAAGUUUUAUGGGAUCCAUUAUCUGAUGCAAGUGGGAUAUCUGCUGACGCUCGUCAGCGUAAUACUCCACAUUUUGGACAGACAAGUGGAAUACACGUCCAGAACAGACAUCCUGUGGAAGAGCAAACUGAGAGUCGAACAAGACGAGGUGGAGACUAUGCGAGGCAUCAAUAAAAUUCUUCUGGAGAACAUACUUCCAGCUCAUGUGGCGGAUCACUUUUUAGCAACGAGAGACACGCAAGAACUCUAUCACGAACGGUACAGCAGCAUCGCAGUAAUGUUCGCAUCAAUUCCGAAUUACAAGGAGUUCUACGAUGAAACCGACAUAAACAAGCAAGGUCUCGAGUGCUUGCGUUUGCUCAACGAGAUCAUUUGCGACUUCGACAAACUCUUACUUAAACCGAAGUUCUCUGGGAUCGAGAAGAUUAAGACGAUAGGCAGUACUUAUAUGCUGGCGUCUGGCUUGAGUCCUGGAAAGGAGGAUGGCGACGGCAAGGAUCCAUUGAAGCAGCAGGACCACAACGUAAUUGUACUUGUCGAAUUCGCUAUCGCGCUUAUGACGAUUCUAGAUCAGAUCAACAGAGACUCUUUCCAGAGAUUCAAAUUAAGAAUGGGUCUAAAUCACGGUCCCGUAAUAGCUGGCGUCGUAGGUGCGCAAAAACCGCAGUACGACAUUUGGGGAAAUACAGUAAACGUAGCUUCAAGGAUGGACAGUUGCGGUGAAAUGGGCAAACUUCAAGUCACCGAAGAUACAGCCAAGAUCCUCAUCGACGCCGGAUACGAGCUUGUAUGUCGUGGACCGACAUAUGUUAAAGGCAAGGGAACACUCACCACGUAUUUCGUGAAAACACCCUUCGAUGAUAAGGAGGACAACUAUUAACAAUCAUCUGCAAACCGUUAAUAGACGGUAAAUGUUAAAACUGUACCGUGAGAUCGCGAGAAGUAUCUUUUUCCCAAGGAGUGAGAAUAGCAUCGCUUAAUACAUCUGAACGUGUAAAAAAGAUAUAAUCGCCAAAACGAGAGGCGAUUCCACAAAUGUUAACGACUUAUCUAUUAAUAUAAGAUGUUAAUGGAUGUAAAGUUUACUCGUUUAACUUGUGAAAUAAUAUUUAAUUUCCCUGAGAGAAAAAGUAAGUCCUCGUGAGAGAUGUCGCAUGGCAGAAGAGCGACAUUUUUAGAAAAGUUUACUAUAAUAUUCGUGACACACAAAUUGCGCGUUCCGAAACGCUGACUUCGUCUUUGCCGUUUAUACGUGCGGAUACUCGGGAUUAUUACUUCCUCUCGAUGUGUGUUUUCUUUCUGCACUCAAUUCAACGUUGCCGGGGAAGGGAAACGGGAAAGUGCGCAGUAGCGGUAAUUGUGUUCGCAACAUAAUUUCACGCAUUUUAGAGAUGAGAGACAAACGCUGUUCUCAUGCGCGUAUAUCGAAAGAAAAGAUAUAUACUCGUACUCUUUGUGCUGCUGCGGACAAAUCAUUUCAAACGUCGAUUACUUCCAAUUUGCGACUUGUAACAAGCGAUCGUGAGCAUCGUUACACCGUACCUGCAAUUAGAUUAACAGUAGCUGUAUAUACGCAUACAUACCUGUACAUGUAUGAAUAAUUCGUUUUGAGAGCCGCGACUCUUGGGCGGCUCUUGGGGAAACAAUUCGAUCUCCAGCGAGAAACAACGAGUUCUCCUCUAUCAAACUUUCCCCAGACACAUACGAUCGAUGUACAACAUUGCUUUAUACGACCGAGAUUGAUUGCCUUCAUUUACGGUAUUGGUAAAAGCAUUGUGAACGUGACUGCAUGAAUAAAGCGACGGUGAAGUUCAA
Harpegnathos saltator (Jerdon's jumping ant) is the source of this 4677-nucleotide messenger RNA. It is a transcript of the gene Adcy2, whose product is annotated as adenylate cyclase type 2 Ac76E. Gene Ontology annotation, cellular component: plasma membrane. Bases 692 to 3742 code for a protein of 1016 amino acids. Gene Ontology annotation, biological process: adenylate cyclase-activating G protein-coupled receptor signaling pathway; adenylate cyclase-inhibiting G protein-coupled receptor signaling pathway; cAMP biosynthetic process. The transcript has 19 exons. The record is from RefSeq and is a predicted model, not a curated record. Lineage: Eukaryota; Metazoa; Arthropoda; Insecta; Hymenoptera; Formicidae. Gene Ontology annotation, molecular function: adenylate cyclase activity.